This is a messenger RNA of Talaromyces marneffei, 3123 nucleotides long. RefSeq lists its product as uncharacterized. The coding region runs from base 1 to 3123 and encodes 1040 amino acids. Gene Ontology annotation, molecular function: Hsp90 protein binding; telomeric repeat DNA binding. The record is from RefSeq and is a predicted model, not a curated record. Gene Ontology annotation, cellular component: cytosol. Lineage: Eukaryota; Fungi; Ascomycota; Eurotiomycetes; Eurotiales; Trichocomaceae. The transcript has 5 exons. Gene Ontology annotation, biological process: telomere maintenance via telomerase; protein stabilization.
AUGAUAACCCGCGACGGCUCGCGCUUCAAGGUAAGAAAGAACCAACUGACUCCUCGCACCAGGAAUAGCUUUGUUUUGUUCAAAAGUCAUGAUGAGACUUUUGACGUUUUACUGGGAUUAAUAAUGGAUGACCUGUUGACGGCUGUACAAACAAAGCGCGUCGAAGUGCUAUCAGAAUCGGCAAUACAAAGCGCUGAUGCUACAGACCAAGGAGCUCCAUCCACCAAGGAGAGUACAAAUGAGGACAAUAGACCAGAAUCUCUAUUACAGCUUCUUCAAGAGCAACCAACCGAGCAGGAGCUUUACCAGAUCUUGAAAUCUUUGGAUCCAUCACGAGCUGGAAAUGGAAGCCCAUCUUUUGACAUACGACUACCCAGUCCACUUGAAGGACAAAUUCUUCAUAUCCUGGUCAAUAAGACAAUACCGGAUCAUUGGAGCAAUAUUGAAAAAGGAAAUUUGAAAACUAGAGGGGCACUUUUGAGAUGCUUCUCCAGCGUUGUAGGGCUACGAGCUCUGGUGGGAUACACUCAGAUUUCCAUUAAUGCAAUACGGUCCAUCUCAGCUAAGGAGAGAGAAGCAGGGAGGAUCUCGGCCUUAAAGGAUAUUUUAUCAUUCACCUCCACGCUCUUGAAACCCAAAGAUUUUAUUUCGCGUGUCUAUCAAGACAACACUAUUAUAUAUGACACGGACACCAAACGACGUGUAGCUUGGUCAGAGUUCUGCUCCCUUCUAUCGGGAGGGAAGAUUCUUUCCACAGCUGCCGAAGCCUUGAGUAUCAUCAAGGACAGCAAAGAAGGCCAUACAAAAUCGUGGAUUGGCGACGGUCACGCCUUCUCUGAGUGGCUUGGCAAAAAUAUGAGCUACAUGAUCGUUCAAGGUGCUCAUGGCGACAAUGAUCUCUGGAAGUCUGCAGGUCUCAUGGUUGGUCGUGCGACGGGACUCGGCUAUACCGAUCAGUUUGUCCACGAACUAUAUACAGGUGUGAUUGUGGACGGUAUCAUCUCAUCGUCUUGGGGCCUUUGCUUUCAACAUCUUCGGCAUCAUGAACGGAGUGCGAUUUUGCAGAGCAUCUUGAAAGAUAUCCAAAAACAAUACUUUGUUACAGAUGAAAGGAACAUCCAAUCAACAAGCUCGGUUGUAGGCGGAGCCGCUGCACUUGUACAUGAAGUUCUAAAACACACCGUCAGUCCUCAAGAGACUCUUCGAUCAUGGUUGUCGAAUGCAAGCGCCAAUGUAGUCACCACUUUCGGUUUACGCCGUGCUCUUGUUUUACUAGUGGCAAAAGAUCCAGAGUCUCUUCGGGAACUGUUGGAGCAGGCUUUUCGUGACUUUGGAGACAGCUUCAGCAUCAGACAUACCCUAUUGCCAACUCAAGAAGCAAACGCACAAGUCCUUCUAUUAGCUGCCGGGUAUCUGCAUCGACUCCAGCCUGCAGAAUUAUACUCAAUCGGGCGGUCAUCUCUCUAUCUAAACGCAGUAUCGAAUCGACUAGCUGCCUCUUCCGAGAGAUCUCGCUUUCUAGGCAUGAUUGUCGGAAUGGCCAUCUCUGAAUUAGUUGAACCAGCAGGGCAAGCGAUGAAAUUCGAUCUUGAUGGAUUUGAUGCCGAAGAAGCAGAAUGGUAUCUGAGUUUGACCAGGGUUGACGACAAGAUGAGCUCCAUCCAGGAUCUACAGAAACUCGAAGCUGUAAAAGAAAAAAUCUGGAAGCGUGUGAAGACGACAAAACCUAACGAUACCUGGGUGCCGUCUCCUAGGAUCCAGAGGGAGAGUUCGAAGAUAGUCGCUAUUGAGGAGAUCAUGGAUGAAGAUGUUGAGGACGAAGACGAGGAAUUUAUGCCCUAUGCCAAACCAGAUAGCGAUGCUUCUGACUCCGAGGAUGAUCCAACCCUAGUGCAAAGGGGCAAACCUACAGCUCCUGUCUACAUACGAGAUUUAGUUUCCUAUCUGAAAGAUACCGACAAUGUGGACCGGUAUCACCUAGGCAUAACGAAUGCAUCCUCGCUGAUUCGCCGAAAAGCUGGAUUUGGUACUGAACUUGUUGAGAAUAUCGAUGGACUUGCAUUACUCGUUAUAAGUGCUCAAGACAAUUAUUCACUACCAAACUUCCACGAAUACCGUCUCCAAGCCAUGAUCGCUUUGCUUGCUGCUCAGCCAAUUCGUAUGGGCCGAUACUUCACAGCGACUUUUUUUGAUGGAGACCUAUCACAAGCACAGAGAUCGGCUAUCCUGACAGCUAUGGGGUUAGGUGCCAGAGAAAUCGCUGGGCAUGGAGAAGAAGAUGCCAAGGCUUUGGGACUACCCUCUACUUCUGCGCAGGCCGAUUUCGCUUCCAAGAAGCUGCCUAGUCAUCUUCAGCAGUUCUAUGAGACACAUAAAGAGGAUUCACCUAUUGGUACGCUUACUGAACAACUAUCCCGCGCAUCGCUUCAACCGUUGGCGCUUGAUGCGGCCGACGCAGCCUCAGGACCGAAUGCGCUAAAAGUCCGAACAUUCUCCUCGCGAAUGGAAGUAGAGCGACAACGUCAGCUACGUGAAGCUCAGAGGAAGAAAAAAACCGUUUCGAAGGAUUUGCACAAAGACUUGAUUGAAGGAUUCUUCUAUCCGUUGGUGGGUAGAUUUGCGGUCAUGUUGCAAUCUCGCUCUGUAUCUUCAUCGAGCUACAAUCCCUUCUACUCGGCCAACAUUCUCCGACUAUUCCUCCAGACGGUUACCCUCAUAAUAUCGACGUUGGGUCCUUAUACACCAGCCCUCCCAACAAUCAGCCAAGAAACAAUAUCCCUUAUUUUCGCGCUUCACGGCAGCGCAGUAUCAACAGAACCAAUCGUUCUACCAGCCUUACUUUCUCUAUUCCUAGCAGUUAUAGACCUGAACAUCGCGGCCGGCUCAACCGCAGAAGAGCGACUCGUCACAGACCUCGGGGUCCAAGUAAUUGAACUGAGAGAUUGGUGCAAUGACGUUUUUGAGAGAAUGCCAGCCACUACAGCUGCGAAAUCAGAUGUAAGUAAAAUGGAUGAUAUGGAGCAGACGCGGAUGUUUGCAGCUGGUAUCUUGGUCAAGUUGGGAGAAGUCGUUGAGAGAUAUCAAGGUCGAUUGAUGGGGAUUAAUGUUGGGUUUAAGUAUUGA